CACGUCUCGCUUUUCAAAUAGUUGCCAUUGUCCCACAAGAUGGCACGAUAAGCCUGAAAGUGGUGUUGCUAUAUGUGGUUCUUACUUAUUAAUUCUGGUAACUGUACAUAUUGUGAAAAUUGUUGGCGUUUCCCAAAACAUUCGCGCACAAACAGUAUAGUGAAUCCAUACAUGCACACAUAAAUUCAGUUCACAGAGUUAUAUAAGUGCCAGUAGAAAGUCUGUCUGUGAUAUGUCUAGUCGACCACGCCAAAGACGCACACGUUUCACCAGUGGAAGUACUGUAGACGAAGCAUCUUGUCGUCCGAAGAAGGUGCAUAUGAGCCCAGUGCAUCAGUGUAAAUCUCAAUGUAAUGAGCAGCAUACUUCUUUACCGUCUUCACCGAAUUCUCCUUAUUUGGAUUCAGCAAAUAUGCUGUUCCAUAAUUCUGACAUUGGCCUGAGUAAUUAUGUUAACCAGAAAGAUAUUCCUGUUGAUCGUCCUGAUGCAGCUGAAGAUGAGAAUUCAUUUGCAUCAAGCAUGUUCUCCGAAAAGCUUGUCCAACCGGAAUUAAAUUUGGCCGUUGAACCUACAUCCACAACUGAUCAUGAAUCGUUAAAUCACGAAAAUUCAUCCGUUGGGAAUAGAUUGUUGAAUUCUCAUUCAAGCACAAUGCGAGAUUCAGAUUCCCAUGUUAAUAUGGACGGGAUCUUAAUGCAAAGUGAGAGGAUGGUUUUAACUCCAAGUGCGGUUGCAACAGAUGAGGCUGGCAGCUCUGAGGGAGAGUAUGAAAAUGAGGGUCAAGACUCAAAUAUACAUCAGGCAAAUUCUUCACUUCAUCAUAGUCCUUGUAGAAAUAGAACAGGUAAAUCUAGCUUGGUUGGUACUUCAUGCAGUCAGCCAUUGGAACUUGUUGAGUCUGAAUCACAGGAAAGUACGUAUUCUAAUUCAGCCAAAGCUUCUGUUUUGGAUUCCAUAUCACCUAAAUUAACUGAAUGCAAUUCUGAAAGGUCCGGGAAUUUGUCAACACGAAGCUCUAAUACAAACAAACCAAAUGAAUUUCUAGAAUCGUCUACAUCAAAUUGCUUUGUUGCACUGGUUAAGUGCAGUUCUCCACUUGAAAUUCUUUCUAACCAAACGUUGCCUGGAACUGCUGACUGUCAUCAAAGUGCAUCUUGCUUUCGAAAAUCGUCAGCUUUCACUAAUGCAAAUAAUUACCGUGAUUUUUCUAGCAAUGAUGAUAUGAUGUUAGCAACCUGUCAUUCUUGUUGCUCUCACAGAUGCACCAAUCGAAACUGUGAUGAGGAUGAGGUGAAACCGGUUCCUUGUAGUUCAACAGAUCAACUUUCACAACAUGAUUUUCAUCCAGCUAUAAAAUUGGCCGAUUUCUCUCGGGAAUCUCAACAUAACGGUGUUGUUAUAAAGUCCGAACCACCUUCAGUAUUCAGUGCAGCUGGUGACAGUAGCAACAACUUUCUGUCGAAUCAACAUCAAGUGGUUAAAAAAUGUGAAGAAGUGUUCUCAGAAAAUGUUCCUUCCUUUUCCCCUGCUUCUUCGGAGAUGUUUACUACUUGUGAUAAAAAUUGUGGUAAUCGUCACAACAGUAUCUGCGAUAGUCCUGUGCCUCACUGUGUAAAUAAUAUUCAAAGUCCAGAGAGUGAAAGUCAUAGCUAUCCACUUCGAUCCCGCCUACGACAGACAUUUUUACGACAACAAUGGGAAGCCCUGCAAGCAGCUCCAAAGUCAUUUGGCCAGUUACCUACAGAAGUUAUGUUUCGUAUAAUUCAUUAUUUGAGUAUACAAGAUGUUUUUCGUCUCCAGCGUGUUAAUCGUCGGUUCAAGGCAAUAAUCGAACAGUAUCUUCUACUGGUUAAGCGCAUUAAUUUCAGUAAUGGUCUUCCGUUUGCGUUUUUGCCGGAGUCAAUCACUGAUAUGACUUUGAAACGCAUACUAAGUCGUACACCAGAAGUCACACAUAUCCUCGGCUUUUAUCCGAGAAAAAUAGUAGGAUCUUAUCCCUCUGAUGGUCAGUAUUCAAGCAUCAGUUCUGGAUACAAUUCACUGACGUAUGUGGGGAUUAUCGCAGCAUUUCGACUUUGCCCUAAACUUCGUUCUGUGGAACUAAUGGAUGUAGAACUAAUGAGUGAGUUAGUUCGACAUCAUCCUCGCAUAAAAUUCCAUGGUAUGUUCAGGAAUCGUCCAGAUUCUUGGGACUGUGAGUAUGCCGUUCCUCUUCCACCGGAGCCAAACAACGAAGUAAUUGAAGAAAUCAAUGACCAUGACUCACCGACGAAUGUUACUACUCAACGUGAUAUUAACUCAGAUUCAAAGCCCCUAUAUGGAAGUUUUCUAAGCACUUUGUUUUGUUCAGCAACUUCAGUUGCAGCAAUCAAAAAUAGUUAUGAAAGGAGAAAAACUUCAACCCGUUUAAAAUCCAAAGGACAUACGGGAUGUGGAUGCGCUAUACCAUCAUUCAACCUUGUAAAUGCAGCCUUUUCAUUGUCACCUCCGUGUAGAAAUGGAAACCACCGCUCACUUACAAAAAUGGCUGUACACUCAGCUCAUAAGAUCUCUUUACGUUAUGCAAAUUUUGCUAAUUGGUUUGAACCUGUUGGUGAGUUACCUCUAGGCCAAGGUUCACCUUCCACAGCACCUCAUUUCCUACCGUCUCGAUUGUUUACUGCUUUCAAUGGGGGUCCCAUCUUUCCUGUUGCCCAAGAAAAUGUAUCAAACAAUCUCAUGCCUUCAGCAGCACUGGACUGUUAUUCAAACGCAAUAGAAUCGUUGCGUAAUAUGGCUGUUUCACAUUUUCUGCAGCCUGGCUUACCACCGAUUGAAGGUGAAUUAAUUGCUGUAGCCCCUUUCGGUUAUUCACGUUGUUCUCUGCAUGCUGUAGGAUCAAGUCGAAAUUCUGUUCGUAAUGCUCUUGGUCCGGUUUUAGCAUUUGCUUUUGGUGCUAUUUUCGUCCCCCCACAACCAGCUUCACCGUUAGUUUUACCACCUAAUAGUGCACAACACUGUCGUUUGAUUGAUGUCAGGCAAUAUAACGGUGUUUUAUUUGGAGCUGAUAUAUUAAGGGGGCCACAAGGACCACAUCUAGCUUUUGAACGAAUACUCAACUUCCCGCAAAAUGUUAAUCCAGUUAUUGUUGGUCGUCAAGUACGGUUACAAGAUCUAGCAUUUAGACGAAAUCAGCAAAGACAACCAUUAAGAUACCGUCGACAGCGGACUAACUCAACAAACUUAAAUGCAUCUGGACCAUGGUUAGUGUCUCCAUUACCCAGUCAAAUGCAGUGGAUUGUUUUACCUCAUGUUAUUACAAAUUUAACUAAAUUGGAUCUUGUUUCUGUCGCUAUAAGUGCUAUCCCUCGGUUGGAUAAUAUUAAAUAUCUUCAUCUUAAAUGGGUUAUAUUUUCCUCAGCUGAUCCCUUCUUUAGUUUUUUGGCGCCAAAACUUCAAUCUUUUGUAAUGAAUAAUUGUAGUACACCGACAAGAGUUGUUCGAUUUCUUCGUAUUUUCUCAGCGCUGUCAAGAGCACCUCAGCUUACACGACUUGAAUUAGUUGGUGUACGUUUCAUCGAAGGUCUUAUAGGACGUAUUAUUGAAGAUUCAAUAUCAAAUGGUCGAGGAUUUCGUAAUCUUCAACGUUUGGUACUUUCAAGUAAUAGAGAUGCUUCAGAAGUAGAUAUUGGCUUACUUUUAUUGGCUGGUCAACAGUCUUUAAAUCAAGUAGCCCUUCAAAUGAUUCACACGAAAAAUUCAUUAUUUGAAAGUCUUUAUCAUGCAGGUGCAGAGUUUCCACGUCUUGAAAGUUUAACACUAGGCUAUUUAGAUCCUUAUCAAUCACGUUUAACAGUUUCUGAGUUGACGAGUCUUGGUAUCGGUGAAUCAGCUGAUCACGUGUUACCUAUCUGCGCGAUAACUGAUUGGGGUUUAGCUCUAGCAUUUUUCAUUUGUCCACGAUUAGUCAAUAUAACUAUACGUAAUGCACCAUAUUUAAAGGAUAUAACUAGAUGGUUUUCAGCGAGUUUUUGUGGUGAAGAACCACUUCAUCGUAUUGAACCAACAGUUCAGCCUUCAUCCAGUGCCAAUAAUAAUACUGUUGAUCCACCUGUUCAACAGACAGCUACUAACAGUCAAGAACAACAAUCUACACCGUCUUGUGGAAUGGAUAGACCGUCUAAGACACAUUCCCUACCUUUACGGUCGUUAACGCUGGAAAAUUGUCCUGGGAUAUGUGUUGAAACUCUUGAACGUGUUAUCAAUACUGGACAUCCUUUCCCAUGUUUGGAGACAAUUGUUCUAAGAAAUAUGUUCGUCGCUCAAUACGGUGAGAGGAAAGAUUUUCUACAGACAUCAGUGGGUACUACUACCACUAAUGCUACUACUGUGAAUGAAUCAAUAGACUGGCGUAAACUUAGCCAUUUGCUAGCUUUAUCAGAUCUUCUAGCUGCUCGUCGAUUGGGUUAUUCGCCUUUAUCCCCUGAAGGUAUUGGUUUAGGAUCAUCUAUACGUGAUGUGAUUCAUAUCAAUCAACCACGUGGUUUUAUGCCUGAUUCUUUGCGGACAAAACCUAAUGAUCUAUUUUGUUCACUUAGAGCACAUACCUACUUGAACAGUUUAUUGGAACUAGAUGGUUCGUGUGGUUGGUCAAUGUUAUCAUCAUCAUCAUCGCCACAACCAAUGAAUCGUGUGGCUAAAACUCUAUUUUCAGACAGUGUACAUAUCCCAGUUUCGAAUAAUACAGAUGCAAGCACAGGAAUGAUGGAUAAUUCAUCGCCCGGUUUUAUAUCUCAGUCUACACAGACAUGUAUAUGUGGUAUGCUAGAAUGGGAUGUUAUGCUAAGAAUGUUUCAAUCUCGAUUAACUGUUGACACAAAAGCAUCAACAAGGGGUAGUAAAGCUUCAUCAUCCUCUGAAAGUGUGACUUCUUCUUGCUCUGGACGGACAUCAUUAUUGCGUUCAGCAGCAGCUGCUGCUGCAGCAUCAUCAUCGUCAAGUCAAAACAACACCGGCAACACUCACAGUCAAACAACCGCCUCUACAUCUGGUACUACUAAUAAUGGAAUGAUGCCUCAACUAAUACAACUCGGUGGUACUUAUGCAUUUCAUCCUUAUCCUCCAUCAAUACAGCAUAAAAUGUUAUGCAAAGUGAUUACAACCUCUGAAUGGACUCAGUUAAUUUUCAAAAUGUCUCCGUUAUUCGGUCUUCCAUCAGGUCAGAUUGUUCAUCCUGUAACUGGUUCUAAUGAGUGUUCAGGGUGUGCUUCUGAUCCCCUUCUUUACUCUCAGGGUAUUAUAAAUUAUCAGAUAUCUGCUCCGUAUAAAGAGCCUAGUCAACGUAAAUUAUCCUCGAAAUGGUUAGCACGUGAUGCUUGUAUAGAUACUAGUGAAUUAAGGUGUUUUUCACUGCCCAAGCCUCAAAUACUCACAAUUCAUGCUGUUCAUAGUUGUCUUACUUCAUUGCAUUUUGAAAAAGUUGGAAUUUCACAUUUAAUUUUAAGUGAAGCACCUCAUUUAAAGAAUAUCACAUUGGAGAAUUGUACAGAAUUGAGAGCAAUAUUAUUUAAUAAUGAAAAAUUCUCCACCUCCAAAUUGGCUACCUAUCCCUCCACUUCCAAGUCCUGCUCCUCUUCAUCCUCCUCCUCCGCCUCUUCUUCUUCAUCAUCAUCAUCAACAGCAACAACUACAAAAAUGACAACUGAUGGCGCCACUCGUAAAGAGUCCACCGUGAAACGUAUUGAUCCUUUACCAGCACUUCGACGUAUUCGUAUUAUUAAUUGUCCAAAAUUUGCAAUCUAUAAUUUCUUAUAUAAUGUUGCUAAACUAUAUCCAGUGCAUAAUGAGAAUUUGUCUAUUACCUAUAGACCAUUUGGACAGUAUAAUCUCGAUGUAGAACGUGCCCUAUGGGAUUAUUGUCAACAUGCUCAUAUUUUUAUUUCACACGAUUAUAAGAUGAAUGAAAGUGAACGUGCUAUGGAAGAGUCUCAUUCAACAUUUGAUCAACUGUUUAGAGAUGUGAUCACAUUCUCUGACAUGGCUAUCCGUCGUGAUCUGUUUCCCGUGUAUCCUAAACCAACGGAGGUGCUGAAGAAUACGGUGCAAACACGUCGUAGAUACGGUCAAGGUUGGGAUUUAGUUACAGAUAUCCCAUGGGUACAUGAAGUAUGCUGUUCUUUACUUGGAUAUAGUGGUGAACCACGUCGAUCUCUUAAAGCUGAUCAAUUAUAUGAAUUAUUAUCAGAAUAUCAAUCAAUCGCAUCAUUAUCAAUUUGUAAAUUUCAACGACACGGUAUACAUUUGCAUGUUCAGUGUAGAAAUGUACAUUCCUCAUUGUCAUUAUCGACAAUAACAACAACACCAACAUCGUCUGUAAAUGAGAUGGCUGACAGCAGUCAAAGCGGCGACAUACAUCCUCCUCCUCCUCCUGGAGGUGAUGAUAAUCUAAGUCAUUUUACUCCGCAUAAGCCUAAAUCAUACAUUAAUUGGCCUUAUACAAGUAACAUGGUAUUGACAACACAUCCAUCGAAUGAUCCUAAUACAAUGAAGUAUGUUUUGAAGGAGAAACUACCUACCCCCACUACUACUACUACUACUAACGCCUUUAUCGCCUCAACGUCAAAGACGAAGGUAUAUUCUUCUAAGGAUAACUCUAGUUCUGAUAAUAAUAAGAGUUAUAAACUUCCAUGGCAACGGUUAUUAUUAUCACAAGAGGAGGAAGGCAAAUCAGUAGUGGUUAAACCGCCUGCUGCAUAUAUUCCAGUAGCAUUAGUACCAGCACAUUUUAAAAGGAAGGCAACUUUAUCUACUAUUCCUGACGACGUUGUUGAUGAUGUUCGUGAUAGUGUUUGUCGUCGUCCAGUGAAACAAACUUGUCAAGAGAAAAUUUAUCCAACUAGAAAUCAUAAUGAUCAUCAAUCUCUGUCGUCGUCAUCAUCGUCGUUGUCUACUCCCACCCCUACUACUACUACUACUAUCACACCUCUUCCCUCAGGCAAUCAACCUUUAUCUACAAUUGCAUCGACGUCAACAUCAACACAAUAUGAUAAUCAUCAUCAUCAUCGAUCAGGUGUUGUUGUUGUUCCACGGAAACGUUCACUCCCCCCACCACCAUCAUCGUCAUCAUCAUCAUCAUCAUCGGGGUUAUAUUCAAAAUCUUGUAAAAAGUCGAAACAAUAAUUUUUUCUAAUUUGUUUACGUGUGGGCGCACACUCUCGCGUAUUGUCAUUUCUUUGACACGCGCGUACUCACUCACUCAACGAUUGCCAACUUCUCUAACCUCUUUUGAUUCUCUCCCCCCCCCGUCUCUGUCUGUCUCUCUCUCUUGUACUCUUGUACCUUGAGAUUUUUCAUCAUUUCCACAGACUGGCCUUUUGUUUUCUCUCUCUGUCUCCUCGAUAUAUGCAGACAAAUAUGCAUGUCUAAAAAAGGACUGUACACUUACUUGGCGCUCAUGGUACUUUCGCGUAUGUCCCCCCCUAAUCACACUGAAGUAUCAAUCAGUGUGUUGGUGUGCGUGUAUUGGUGUGUGCAUACUUUCUUGUUUUUGUCGCAUUUGCGAAGACAACAUGCCGGCGGCAAUCAAUUCUCGCCAAUUGUGUUGUUAAUCUACAAAAAUUAACAAUUUAAUUUCUUAUUAAUAAAUAGUAGUACUAGUAGUAGUAGUAGUAUUUAGUAGUAUUCUUUGAUUCUGCUUACUUUAUUAUUGCAUUUUCUAAAUGACACACAGUCAGUUUUCGCGGAAUAUAUAACACACAUAUAAAUAUGACUGUUCCAUGAGUGGUAGUGGUUUGUGUUAGUAGAUAAAGAUGUUUGGUUAGGGGUGGUGGCGGGGGAGGGUUGCUGGGCGAUGAUUCUCGUACAUAUAUGUGUGUACGUAUGUAUGUAUGUGCCUUCAGAAUAAACUGUAUAUCCCUUUCUACACACACCUCUCUUACUGCCUAUAUGUUGUCAAUGAUUCGUACAGUGUUGAUGACAAGUGUGUGUAAAGUCACGCUGACAUAUUCACCUAUUCUAUUCACCAGUGAAGUGUAGUACAGAAUUGGUAGCCGAACCGAACAAAAAUUAUUACUAUUUUCUCUUUCUUUGCAAUUAUUAUUAUUAUUAGUAUUAUUAUUAUUAUUCCACUUUUGUAUAAAUUAUCCCCCUCCCUCUGUGCUCCGGAAAAUGUUUUUAAAAACAAUCCUCCACCACCACCAGCAUGCAUCUAUGAACAAUAUACACACACACACAUACAAACAAUGUACCCCUCUUUAUUGCCUUCCUUUCUUUUCUCUAUACAUAUUAUUCUCCAUGUGUGCUGCGCCCCGCCAUCGGGGGCACCCUACAUCUGGUUGAUAUUUAUCAUGAUGCGCUUAUUAUUUCAUGUCUUCUUGAUUGGUUAGUGGUUAAUCACACUUUGUUUAGUUAGAGAGAGAGAUUGGUCUGUGAUAUGCAGUGAACACGAUGAUGGUGAUGAUAAUAAACUGUUUGAGCGCUGGUGAUUAUUAAUGUGGAUAUGUGGAUAGUAAGUUGGUAGGUGAGUAAGUAAGUGAGUGCUAACUACAAUACAAUACACUACACUACAACUUCUAUGACUAGUAGUCCUAAUCUCUUUUUCAGGUAUUUUUUGUCUUGUGUGCAGCAGAAAUGUCUUCUUCUCAGUUUAUCAUCUGUGAAUUAUUAAUUAUCAUUAUUAUUAUUAUU
Trichobilharzia szidati is the source of this 8665-nucleotide messenger RNA. The record is from the annotation of a GenBank genome assembly. Lineage: Eukaryota; Metazoa; Platyhelminthes; Trematoda; Strigeidida; Schistosomatidae.